UUUUUCACUUUGUGUUUUAUAUUUCAAGUACGGUUUUUUUUUUUUUGAAACGCGAGCGCGCCCGCGUGUGUGUGUGUUUUAGUUUUACCGACUCGACACGUUAACGGUUAUGUUAUCGGGCCCGACGCAGUGUCAGUCUAAUCGUUUUGGCUCUCGGUGUCGCACGACGGUGUCGUAAAGGUGUCGAAAUCCACGCCGACCGUGUGAUUUAUAAUAUAAAAAUAACAUAUAAAUAUAUAUAUAAUAAUAAUAAUAAUAAAACAUUAUAGUCGUCGCGACGUUAUUGUACAUAGCGGAUGAUCUUCAGGUGCGCGCGGGUUGUCCGCUAAGGAUAAUCACACACAUAUUGGUCGCAGUUUCUCUCGAAAACGGGGUGAUGCCUCGAGACGUAUCCAAAGGCAAACAUCAGUUCAAAAGGCGGUUCAGCUUGCAGCCGUCGUCGUUCUUCAGAGAUGACUCGUUGUCGGCGAGCCACUCGAUGGCCAGCAGCGUGGAGGGCCAUCACGACCAGCUCCAGGCUCACGCGGACCCUUCGGACGUGACCAGGCAUAAGAUCGUGGUGAUGGGAGCCGCUCGCGUGGGCAAGUCGUCGCUGAUCACGCAGUUCCUGUACCGGAAGUUCUCGUCCAAGUACAAGCGGACCGUCGAGGAAAUGCACCACGGCCAGUUCACGGUGGACGGUGUGAAAAUCGACCUGGACAUACUGGAUACGUCCGGGGCUUAUGAGUUCCCGGCGAUGCGCGCCCUGUCCAUAUCGUCGGCCGACGCCUUCGUGCUGGUCUACUCCGUCACCGACCCCGACUCGUUCCAGCAGGCGGCGGCCAUCCGAGAUCAGAUUAUCGAGACCAAACACACUUCCGACGUGCCCAUUGUGGUGGUGGGCAACAAACUGGAUCUGGCCAAUACCGACAGAAAGGUGCCCUACGAGGAGACGUCGUGCCUGGUGGAGGUGGACUGGGAAAACGGUUUUGUCGAGACGUCCGCCAAGGACAACAUAAAUGUCGGCGAGGUGUUCAGAGAGUUGUUGAACCAGGCCAAGUCUAAGUACGACCUCGGACCGUCGCUGAGGAGGAACUCGGCUCGCCGACAGUCUUUGCCUUCGGGAGGCGGCGGCCAGGGGACUAUGGUGCCCACGCCGGCACAGCUGGCGCACUUGCAGAAGAAGGCGAGGCGGCGGCGGCGGCGGCGGAGAUGGAGGAAGCGGCAGGUCCAAGCGCAACUCGUGUUCAAUAUCGUAAUGCCCGCAGAACAACACCUGCAACUCACCGCCGCCAUCCGCUCCUCCUGCUCCUCCUCCUCCUCCUCCUCCUCCUCCGCCCCUCGGUGAAAUUUAAACGCAUACACGAUCUUUAGAAUUUUAAAACGCAGUAGGUAUAUUUUACUAUGAAAUAAUUGUUUAGGGGAAUACGUUUUACGUAAAAUGUUUAUUAUAUUAAACAGUUAUGGUGAUUUAUAUUUUAAAUAACAUUUACUUAUAUAAAGUACUUUUGGAGGAUAAACAUCUAAACGACGACAUAUGUAAUAGCAUAAAAAGCAGAAUUUCACGGUAGAAACAAUGACAGUUCGAUAACACGUUUUGGAUAAAUACUUCUCGUGUCAUUACCAUAUAUAUGUAAUACAGUUUACUAUCUGACUAUAAAAAGUUAUACUCCUAAACUGCUAUUUGUAUAAUACAUUGAGUAUAAUUAGCAUAUAAUAAUAUUUUGUACGAUAGGUACGACGAUGGAUUUGUAUAAUAUGACAUAAAACGACGGUUUAAUGUAAUAAAGAUUUUAAUUAGGAUUUUUUACCUAAAAAAAUUGUUUCAUAGAGAAUAAUAAUUACUGUGUUAUAAAAUGUUAAAGACACUGCGUUUAUAUACACGUAUAGGUAUGUGCAUACCUAACACUGUCACACUACUGUCACAUUUUACCAUCUUUAUUAUACUAUAUUGUUAUUAUAUAUCUAUCUCUGCGCAAAGAUUACUUGUCAAAUGUGUACUGCGUACAUUUUGAAAAACAUACGCUUUAUCAUCCAACACAUUGAAAGAAAAAUAAACAAUGCAAUGCACUUUUAAACGUAAGUGAUAUUAACUUUUUUAGUAAAACAACUCGUUUAGACCCAAGUGACAAAUGUAUGCAUGCAUUAGCAUUAGUGUACAGAUAUUAUACAUAAUCGGUUGACUAUUUCUUCCCGUUUUAUUUAUUGUACAUAAAUAAUUAUAUGUAAAAUAACUCAUACUAUUUCGAAAGUAAGUCCAUUCUGAUAGAAAUAAUUUAUAAUUACGCAUUAACUCGUUUUAUUUUUGAAUUUUGAUUGACGUGUUUUGUAAAGAUACGUGACAAAAAAAACAAAACUUCGGAUUUUUUAAUGUUUUAUCAAACUGUAGCGAAAGUUUGGAAAAUUGCAACAGAUCGCAUUAAAUCUGUGGCCAAAUAAUGUUAACUACGGUUUGUUGUCCAUUCAAAUUUUCCAAAUUAAGGUACCAAAUCUGAUUUGUCUUUGGACAGCGGUAACCGUCGCGCAGUUAUGUUAACAUAUUUUAAUCAAACAAAUAGUAUAAAUUAUUAUUAUAUAUUACAUAAUAUAUAUUGUAUUAUUAUUUAAGUUUAAGAUUGCAUUAUUAUUAAUAUAAGUUUUCAAAUCUUCAACAAAAUCCGACAAAAU
Molecule: messenger RNA, 2646 nt
Organism: Adelges cooleyi (spruce gall adelgid)
Lineage: Eukaryota; Metazoa; Arthropoda; Insecta; Hemiptera; Adelgidae
Product: ras-related protein Rap-2b-like
Exons: 4
Coding region: 377-1327 (316 amino acids)
Molecular function (GO): GTP binding; GTPase activity
Source: RefSeq, a predicted model, not a curated record